This is a messenger RNA of Diachasma alloeum, 3465 nucleotides long. It is a transcript of the gene CkIIalpha, whose product is annotated as casein kinase II subunit alpha. The record is from RefSeq and is a predicted model, not a curated record. Lineage: Eukaryota; Metazoa; Arthropoda; Insecta; Hymenoptera; Braconidae. The coding region runs from base 358 to 1665 and encodes 435 amino acids. Gene Ontology annotation, molecular function: ATP binding; protein serine/threonine kinase activity. The transcript is spliced from 9 exons. Gene Ontology annotation, biological process: protein phosphorylation. Gene Ontology annotation, cellular component: cytosol; protein kinase CK2 complex; nucleus.
CUUCCAUCUUGGAUUAUGUUCGUUUUGAGGAAGCCGGGUGCUCGCUAAAUAUUAAGAGUUACGUGGUUUACUCCCCAGUGCGUUACAAUAAUCCCCCCCUCCCCCAGCCCCAACAAAAGUUUAAAACAAUUAUUGUAAAAAUUGCAUUUUUAAUUUAAUCAUAAAAAUUAAUACAAUAAGAUUACGCUAUGCUUCAGUUUGGGGGACAUAAUUAUGAGACCCUGGUGCGUAAUCUUGGAUUUACUAUUGAGGGUUUUAUCGCCUUUGCUCUAUACACGUCAAGACACGUCCAUUAGCUGAGGGCUCUCAUCUCGAUUUUGAUCAGGACUGAUCUACCAGUCGUACGUUAGACACUGGAUGAACGGAUAUGCUCGUUUAGAUGGUAAUCACAUGUUCCAAGAUAAUUGUCGAAAUAAUAGUCCAAUAAUCAAUAGUGUUAACGAUAUUAAGAAACACGGUACAGCAAUAAUGGCAUUACCAACUAGAUCAAGGGUUUAUGCAGAUGUUAAUUCACAUAAACCGAGAGAUUACUGGGAUUACGAGUCUUACGUGGUUGACUGGGGACAACAAGAUGAUUAUCAAUUAGUGAGAAAAUUGGGAAGAGGAAAGUACAGUGAAGUAUUUGAAGCCAUCAAUAUCACAAAUAAUGAAAAGUGUGUGGUAAAAAUAUUGAAGCCGGUCAAGAAGAAGAAAAUCAAAAGGGAGAUCAAGAUUCUGGAGAAUCUCAGGGGUGGCACCAAUAUCAUUACCCUUCAGGCUGUUGUCAAGGACCCAGUCUCACGAACGCCAGCCCUGAUAUUCGAACACGUGAACAAUACAGAUUUUAAACAACUCUAUCAGACAUUAACAGAUUACGAUAUUAGAUAUUAUCUCUAUGAGUUACUAAAAGCAUUGGACUACUGCCACAGCAUGGGAAUUAUGCACAGAGAUGUUAAGCCGCACAAUGUCAUGAUUGAUCAUGAGAAUCGUAAACUUCGUUUGAUCGACUGGGGAUUAGCUGAAUUUUAUCAUCCUGGCCAGGAAUACAAUGUUCGAGUUGCAUCACGGUAUUUCAAGGGACCUGAGCUACUUGUUGAUUAUCAGAUGUACGAUUACUCACUGGAUAUGUGGUCACUCGGCUGCAUGCUGGCCAGCAUGAUAUUUAGGAAAGAACCGUUCUUUCAUGGUCACGAUAAUUACGAUCAAUUGGUAAGAAUUGCUAAAGUAUUGGGCACAGAGGAGCUCUUUGAGUAUCUCGACAAGUACCACAUUGAGCUUGACCCAAGAUUCAAUGACAUACUUGGACGUCAUUCACGCAAACGCUGGGAGCGUUUUGUUCACUCGGAGAAUCAGCAUCUUGUGUCACCAGAGAGUCUUGAUUUUCUUGACAAGCUACUGCGCUACGACCACUACGAAAGACUAACUGCACGAGAAGCAAUGGAUCACCCUUACUUUUACCCAAUAGUGAAAGAUCAGGGUCGAUUAAAUAUGGCUCACGGUUCGUCUUCACCUACUCCCAUGGCAGGCUCAAUGCCUGUAGGUGUCCAUAGCGUGACACUGAACUCGUUGCCAGCUCCUGUAUCGGCUGGACAGGAAAAUACAAGUGGAGUAGCCAGCGGCGUGGGCCUCUUAGAUGAGCUUUCUUCAAUUCAGCCGAUACCACAGCUCUCAAAAGUUCAACAUUAGUCAAAGACGAAAAAAAAAAACGUUGAGGUCGAAAAUAAUGAAUUUAAGGUUUAAAGUAAAUGAGAUGGAAAAAAAUCGUAUGAAUAACAUAAUGAAAAAAAAAAUGAAACAAAAACAUCCAACCAUGAUUUUCAGUACAUUAUUAUAAUACAGAUACAUUAUACCAUCUGAGAGCAAAAGAAAAAUCGUUAAAAAGUAAAUUUCACACAAUUAUUUGUUCUUAACGGCAUUCCGACGUUACAAAUUCUCGACGGCAACGAUUCUUUUAAUUAAGACUGAAAAAAUAUUUCGUCAUAAUUGUUUUUUCAUGAUUUAAUUCCAACUUUUUUGGGCAUCGAGAUUAAUUUAAUUACAGCGUACUUAGGCGUAUCCGUAAUAUUCGUAUCUGAAAAUAAUUAUGUUCAUUUUUUCUUCUUUCAUUUUGAAGGAAUAAUGUGUUGCGUUUAUUUUUUCAAAUAAUCGUCGUGCGUCUUUGUAUAUGAAAAAAGAUUAAAUCAAUACUGAAACAUAUUGAAUCUGUUAUUAAAUGUAAUAAGGAGAUAAUCACUUUUGAACAAUUUUUCCACAUAUUCAGAUGUUUUUUGGGGAUAACUCAUGUGGAUAGAAUCAGAGAUAAUGCCUUCUCACCCACCCUCGCAUCUCUCAUUUACCCAGAGAAGAUAACCUUUUUUUACACGAAACAAUAGUUUAUCACUAAAGCAUUCAUCUCCUCAUUUUAUUUAAUGAAGAAGAAAAAAAAGAAACUAUAAAUCAUUCUAGAUUGUGAAUUUGAUACCGAUGUUCCUGUAUCUGUUACUGUACAAUCGAUAAUAAUGCCGUUUUUAUUUUCUGUACGAUCAUAGAUGAUAAUACAGUUUUCGCUAUUAAAAUUGACCAAGGGGGAAAAAAUAAAAAAGCAAAAAAAAUGAGUAACAAUUAAUUAGCAAUGAAAAAUGAACAAAAAUCCAUAGGAUAAGUGUGCGCAAGCAGAGAGGAAAUGUGAAAAAUGAAACGAAGAGUCUUAUUCACUCGUCAUCUGUACACUGAGAGAAAAACGACAAAGUCCUCAAACAAGUCUUACUUGUGCCAAGACAAUAGUUUUUUGAAAAUUAUCAAAAAAGGAUUUCUAGCACUACUCCUCCGUUAUUCGAUACUUUGAAAUGAGGGAUAGUAGUUUUUCAUUUCGGGUAGCAAAUAAUCACAGAAUUAUCCGUAAUUAUUCAUAUUUGAGACUUUCAAAUUCAAACCAAACAAAUUCUCUUUUGGCAAUUUUCAACUAGCGAUUUUCUUGGCCCAAAAAAGACUUUUUUGACAAUGUGUUUGUUUUUCUCUCAGUGGAUCAUGUAUAGACAGAUAAGAACAGAAAUAAAAAGAAGAACAAAAUAUUAGUGGAGAGACUUCAUUUUUUGUUUAGCAUAUUUAAAAUACGGAGUAAAAGGUCUUAUUAUCUGGAACAAGAAAAGCGAAAAAGUUCGCUGAAUAGAAGGAUGAAGAAAAAAUAUUUGUUAUAGCCCAACAAUUAAAUUGCCAAUAAUCACCCCUUUCUAUUUAUAAUGAAAAAAUGCCCUCACUACAAUGCAAAUUUAAAUAAAGAGUAAAUGAAGAAAAAACCCAAUUGAACAAUUCAAAGGAAAACAUACACUUGAGAUUUUUUUCAUUCACAGUUCUCUGGAUUAAGUUUUGCAGAGGGAAAAGAUUAGUUAUUUUUAUAAUUAUUUUUUUCACUUGAAAAAAAAAAACAUCUCAGUUAUCAUGAAAAAUCUGAACAUUUGUUUCAUUAAUUAUUUAAAUUAAUUAAAUACUGUACAUCAUUCAAUCAAA